GCCCUAAGGACUUCAGAGCUUUCUUGCACAUACACAUGCACAUACACAUACAAGCUGGGGACUUUAGUACAUAGCAAAUCAGCCUGAACUGCCCGUGCCACAUUCAAACACAGGGACCCUGCAGGACUCUAGCAAGACACAUACACCCACCUAUAUACAGAAGUUGCCUAGCCAUUCAAUCAACAGCUGGACUGACACAUCUGAAUCUGGAUUACUUUGUUUCAGUGCCUCAUGCCUACCAACUUUGUUACAACUUGUACCCCUGGUAUCUAAAAGCAACCUGUUCUCAUACAUAAAGUAACCUUACACUAGACAGCGGCACAUUCGGCCACUCUGCUUGGAGGACUUCAUCAUAUCAGGAAAAAGGGAUAGAACCCAACCAGCAGAGCACAGAAGUGGAGGAAUGGUAUAAGCUGUCACAACGUGGGACAUGCCCCAGGUCAUUCGCAGGAUGGUGGUCUGUGACGCGUGCCACACGAACAAUACCAAAGCAAAGCAUUCACCAGCAAACUUAAAGACUGUUCAGCUAUUAUGUUUUUCAUUAUUUAUUCUGGCCAUUCCACAGAUAGGAGAGGGUUCUACAGCAUCUGUGUUAACAUCGACGGUCACUACCACAGCAAAACAAGAUGCAAAUUUGACAUCAGCAGCUCCAGGUACCACAACCAUAAAUGCACCCCAAACACCUUCCACAACAUCACAGAUGACGUCCACAGUGACUGGGAAUCAUUCUAGCACGUCGAUUACAAUCGUAUCCAACACGACACUUGCAGGUAAUGAUUCUGCUUCAUCAAUUGCAGCAACAACCAGUAUGGCUACACCAGUGUCAGGAAAUAGCUCGGUCCCCACUUUUUACAGCACCACAAUACCAGCAGGAACGUUAUAUUGUGCUGCCAAUGGCAAUCAUUCAACUAAUAAUUCAGUUGAUCAGCAGUACUGUAACGCCUCAUCCCUCUGCAAUGGUUCUGCUAUCUUCUCUGUGGUUUUUAAUACUACAAUUACAGAUGCAUGUGACAUGAUAAAAGCUACAUUAAAGGCAUUAAUUUCCCCAAGUAUCAGCACUGUACCUCCAACUCCAACUCCAACUCCACAAUCAUCUACAUACCAGGCAUCAGCUACUGAAAGCACCUCCAAUAGUUCACUGGGAAACAGCACUGGGCCUCCAAUACAAUCAACUACAUAUCAAGUAAAUAUAUCAACGACGGAAUUCACCACCAACAGUUCCUCGGAAAGCAGUACUGCGCCUCCAUCUACAUGUCAGCCAUCAACUACUGAAACCAACUCCAACAGGACAACAGAAUGCCAAAUGAUUUUGAUAGCACCAGAUGAUGAAAGAUUGUGUCGAGCACUAAGCACCAUUAAAAAUAUAACUGAGAACAUAACAGUACAUGUUGCAGACUUCUGCUGCUGUCAACCAAAUGUGUGUCUUGAAAAUAGCUCUGACUACACGACACUCUGUAAUAGUAGCAGAAAUGUAAAUUGCACAGGGACAGGGGCAGGGACAGGGACACCUAUAUCUACAACUACAACCAUUUCUACGGGACAAGGACCAGGGACACCCAUUUCUACAACUAAAAACAUUUCUACGGGACAAGGACCAGGGACACCCAUAUCUAAAACUACGACCAUUUCUACUGGACAAGGACCAGGGACACCCAUAUCUAAAACUACGACCAUUUCUACGGGACAAGGUUCAGUGACACCCAUAUCUACAAUUACAACCAAUUCUAGCCUCCCAGAUUUGGGCUCUUUAAACGAAGCUUUGAAUUCCCCUGAACUUAAUUCAUCCAUGGUUGACAGCAUUGUAUCACAAAUUGAGCAGAUGUUCACCGGAGAAGUGGAGCCCGAAAAAGCAACGCAGUUGGUUGAUGUCAUGAACACCUUUUUAAAUCUUUCCGAGAAUCUUGUAGCGCCAGUCUCAAAAAGGUUAAUUGGCAUAGUGGAUAAAAUUACCUUACAGAUUACCAUUUCUGGACAGUCAAUAAAUAUCACUUCUCCUGCUUUGGUCUUGGCUGCUGAGAAAGUGAAUGCCAGUCUAUUCAAUGGAGCAGCAUUUGGAGUUAAAGUAUCCUCAGAUUUGCAAGUGUCCUUAGGUUCCAAUGCAUCUCAACAAAAUGAAAAUGUGGUUUUCCUUCCUGGAUCCCUUCUUAAUGGCUUGUCACCUACAGACCAAAAUGUGGCUUCCAGGGUUCAGUUUAACUUCUUUGAAAAAACCUCUCUGUUUGUGGAUCCCUCUCUGCCAGCAAAAGACCAAAGCUUGGUCAGCACAGUCAUAUCUGCAAGUGUGUCCAACCUCACAUUAAAUAAUUUGAAAGAUAAUGUAACGGUCCUUCUGCAAACAUCCUCCAACACUCAACAGCAGGAAAAUGUUUCCAUGCUGUGCGUAUUUUGGAACUUCAACAAAAACAAAGGCAGUGGCGGAUGGGAUUCAAGUGGCUGUAGUGUUUUAAAUACAACAGUAAACCAGACAAUUUGUACCUGUAAUCAUCUAACAAGCUUUGCAAUACUUAUGGGUGUGUCCCAAUUGCAUCAGAGUCCAGAAGACACUCUCAUCCUCACAUUUAUUUCAUACAUUGGCUGUGGCCUCUCUGCAAUCUUCCUUUCUGUGACUUUUGUGACAUACAUUGCUUUUGAGAAAAUCCGUAGAGAUUAUCCUUCAAAAAUUCUGAUACAGCUUUGCGCUGCCCUGAUCUUCUUAAAUUUAUCGUUCCUUAUCAACCCAUGGAUUGCCCUUUACAACAAUAUACCUGGGCUCUGUAUCUCUGCUGCCGCAUUCCUCCAUUAUUUUCUUCUGGUCUCGAUCACUUGGAUGGGGCUUGAAGCUUUCCACAUGUACCUCUCACUGGUGAAAGUCUUUAACACCUAUGUACGGAAAUAUAUCUUAAAGUUUUGUAUCAUUGGAUGGGGUUUUCCUGCUGUAGUGGUGGCCAUUAUAUUGGCAGUGAACAAAGAUCUGUAUGGCUUUCAGACAAGGGGACACUACCCAAAUGGAGCUACAGAUGAUGUCUGCUGGAUGGAUGAUAUUAUAUUUUAUAUCACGGUUGUUGGAUACUACGGUCUAAUAUUCCUGCUGACCAUCAGUAUGUUUAUAGUAGUCAUACUACAGCUGUGUCGAAUCAAGAAACAGAAACAACUUGGCUUCCAAAAGAAAAUCACCUUGCAGGACAUGAGGAGUGUGGCCGGAAUUACGUUCCUGUUGGGCAUUACAUGGGGACUAGGUUUCUUCACCUGGGGGCCCGGGGGUAUUGUCAUUGUAUACCUUUUCACAAUCUUCAACACAUUACAAGGUUUUUUCAUAUUUAUCUUUUACUGUGUUGCAAAGGAAAAUGUGCGUAAGCAAUGGAAACGAUAUCUGUGCUGUGGAAAAUUUAGGCUGGCGGAAAAUUCUGACUGGAGCAAAGCAAAUACAUGGAAACUAAAGAAACAAGCGUCAAAGCAAGGAGCGUCUAGCAGCUCCAGCAGCUCCAUUCAGUCCAGCGGAAACACCAAUUCUACUACGCUACUAGUUUCCAAUGAAUAUUCACCAAAUUCAACUGGAAAUGGUACUGCUUUCAAAGAAAGAAAUGGUGUGUCAUUCAUGCUGUACAACAGGGAAGUUCCUAUAUAUGAAAUUCCAGUGAAAAGCCCCAUUAAACUUACCACUUCAAAUGAAAGGCCACAACCAUCAGUCAGAAGGACUUCAAAAAUGGGCAAUGUGCAUUUCAUGGAUCAAAUGUAAUUUGUGUUUGUUCAGUGCCUGGAUUUCUGAGGUGCGAAUUCUGGAUUUAUGGAAAACAGAAGAUGUGAAAAUGGACUUUUGCUACACGCUAAAACAUUGAUUCUAAUUAAAAAGGGAAUAUACACCUGUAUUCAACAUGAGCAAAAUAAACAGGGCUUGAGAUGAAAAUGCACUCCUAAUUUAUUCCUUGUCUGUGUCUCCGGCUUAAUUAUAAGGAGGGCAUUAUAAAUAAGGACUAGUAGGAGUAAUUUGAUCAACUGCUCUCUUCUCCUCUGAUAGUUGAAGACUCAAUUUGGAAAAUUCAAGUGCUUUCAGUGAAAUGUUUCUGCACUUAUUAAAAGAAUAGGAAGAAAAUAUCUUAUUUGGUACAAAUACACAUUUUGUUGCCAGAGGUAUCUGAACACCCUACCAGUUACAUGGAACUACAUGUGAGAAACAAGGAAUGGUUACUGGCAAAUCUUAAACUUACAUCGUGAUUUGCAGUCGAUAGGAAGAUAAUACCUACCUGAAUUCAAAAAGGAGAAUAACAUUUGGUAGAGGAGGAAUAAUGUUCUGGGUCUGUUCUUCAUGGUUCAGUCUAGGAACCCUGGUUGCGAUUGAAAACAAAAUUUUACUCUAGAACAUACAAUUAAAUUUUUUGAAAAUUAAUUUGUUGUAGCAAGUUUUUGGGGACAGUUGCUUGACUCAGCAUGAUAAUAAACUAGGCAGUGGAUGAACUUGACUGGCUUGCACAGAGCGCUUCGAUCUUACUCUACUCAACACCUUUUGGAUGAUAUGGAAUGCUGACUACAAGACAGGCAUGAUGAUUUCAUAACUACCCAAACUAAUGCUCUUGAUGCUGAAUGAAAGCAAGUCCUACCGACAAUAUGCCAACAUCUAUUGAAUAGCCUCCCAAAAAUAUAGCAGCAAGGAAGGUAAUAACACCAUACCCUUGGUUUCAGAAUUAAAUGUUUGACAAGCAAGUGUUUGGACAGCUUUGCCACAAAGGGUAUAUCCAAUACAGGCCCUCUUCAUUGACGUUAUGUUGAACACAGGUGUAUAUUGUCUCUAAAAAUGAAUUUGACUGAAGUGUCUUAACCUUCAGUCUUAGCCAGUAGUAAUUCAUCUUGCAUUGGAUAUUUUCAUGUUUCUAAGAGAUGCUCUUAAAAGAAAAAUGGAAUAUUUGAAGACUACAGAGCAGAGCCAUGUGUAGCUGUGUUCAAACAGGGUUGAUUAGCUUGGACCCAGCAUAUAGUGGGGCCCUUAGAACAGAAUUUAUUGGUAGGCAGAUUAUAUAAGGCCAGAACGGAAAUGCUAACAUUGGAAUUGCCUAAACAGUGGAACUUUCAUUGUAUAGCUGAACAGGUCCGGACUGAGAAUUAAAAUAGGCCCUGGCAUUUCAGCUACACAGAGGCCCAAUCAGGCCACACAGAGGCCCAAACAGCCCCCACCAGACCACUAAAUACUGAUUUUCUAUGGGACCUUAUCGCAGCCCCUCUGGCAUUUGCCAGAACCCACAGAUUGCCAGUCUGGGCCUGUAGCUGAAACCAUAGGUUUUAUUGUAUCCCAGAAGGUGUUGCCCAAGACCCAAAAGUAGAUGGCCCAGCGCAUUGGUACUUCAGAGUAUUUCCAAAAUAAUCAGCAGACAUCAUUAUGUUUACUGCCCUGGUUAUUUUUAGUUCUUUUACUCUAGCUAAACUCAUAAUAUAAUAAUCUGUACUGUACGUAUAUAUUUUUUAUAUAUAUUUAAUUUGUAUAGUUGCUAUUUUUGUUGUAAAAUAAGCAUCACAAUGUAUUAAAUAAUUCUUGUAUUUAA
Messenger RNA from Xenopus laevis (African clawed frog), 5510 nucleotides. It is a transcript of the gene adgrg2.L, whose product is annotated as adhesion G protein-coupled receptor G2 L homeolog. The record is from RefSeq and is a predicted model, not a curated record. The coding region runs from base 431 to 3715 and encodes 1094 amino acids. NCBI's taxonomy places the organism in Eukaryota, Metazoa, Chordata, Amphibia, Anura, Pipidae. The transcript is spliced from 34 exons.